This is a messenger RNA of Suillus clintonianus, 1038 nucleotides long. RefSeq lists its product as uncharacterized. The transcript is spliced from 6 exons. Bases 1 to 1038 code for a protein of 345 amino acids. The record is from RefSeq and is a predicted model, not a curated record. Gene Ontology annotation, cellular component: nucleus. NCBI's taxonomy places the organism in Eukaryota, Fungi, Basidiomycota, Agaricomycetes, Boletales, Suillaceae. Gene Ontology annotation, molecular function: histone methyltransferase activity; zinc ion binding; protein binding.
AUGGGUGAAUAUCCUGUCGUGACGUGGAAUUCGUAUUCGCAUGCGCAGCGGCGGCUGCCACCCAAGUAUCGUCUCGCCAAGGACCUUCCGCAUGAGCUCCAGGACCGCGUCAAUGCCCUCCCUCAGUCAUACAGAGAUUCGCCCCAGGCAGCCGCGCUUUUCGAGGCUAUGAUGGAUGAAGCAAUGGACGACGAGCUCGAAGCCCCUCCUAUAUCGAUCAUCAAUGAGGUGACCGACGAAGGCGCGCCACCUUGGGAAUUCGUGUACACAAACCAGAUGUGGUAUGGUGAAGGCGUUCCGCCACCAGAUAUCAAGAAUCUGGUGAGCUGCGGCUGUGUUGGGCGGUGUGAUCCCAAGGCGAAGACGUGUGGGUGCGCGAAGCGGCAGCACCAUCAUCUAAAGCAGUAUAUUGACAACGGUACUAUACCGAAGGACUGGAAAGGAGUGUAUGACGGCAAGGGGUGUCUGCAGUGGUUUGGGGUACCGAUCUUUGAGUGUAAUGAUUUUUGUGGGUGUGAUGAGGACUGUCCGAACCGGGUUGUUCAGAGGGGCAGGAGAUAUGCUGUCAGUAUCAAAAGGACGGAAUCUAAAGGAUGGGGUGUCUUUAAUGGGCCGAAGAGGAUUCCUAAGGGAUCCUUUAUCGGUACCUAUGCUGGCGAAUUGCUGACCGUUGAAGAAUCUGACCACCGUGGAACGCUAUACAACAAGUUCGGACGAACUUAUCUCUUCGACAUCGAUUUCCAUCAUAUAGGUGCAGAUGAAGCAACGUACUCUGUGGAUGCUUACCAUGCUGGAAACAACCACAGCUGCGACCCGAAUUGUGAAAUUAAUGCGUGCUACAUCAACGAAGCCAAUAUCGAGAAGCCGUUGUUGACAGUCUUUACCAAGCGAGAAGUCGAACCCUUUGAGGAGCUGUCUUUCUCCUACAUGGGCAACAUCGAUGACGAUGCGGCCAAAAAUGCGAAGGCGAACAAUGAUGCGGUCUAUGCGGAGUGCCACUGUGGGAGCGCCAACUGUCUGGGAGUGUUAUUCUCGUAA